Molecule: messenger RNA, 3049 nt
Organism: Halichondria panicea
Lineage: Eukaryota; Metazoa; Porifera; Demospongiae; Suberitida; Halichondriidae
Exons: 1
Coding region: 901-2736 (611 amino acids)
Source: RefSeq, a predicted model, not a curated record
CAGGUAGUCACGUUACUCUCCGCAUACAUCUGAUGUAUAUACAGUAUGCCUACGUUCGUAUGGCGCGCCGUGUGUUUCAAUAACAAUGUCUGCAUGUACAUAAUUUAUAGGCGUGUCCUGGUGUGAAUAUACCGAGAUAGCAUGCACGUGCAAUGAUCGCCUUAUGCAGUGAUCAUGUCUGCACAUGCAACCAUUAGUCUCUGCGUGUGCAGUGAUCAUGUCUGCACAUGCAACCAUUAUAGUCUCUGCGCAUGCAGUGAUCAUGUCUGCACAUGCAACCAUUAAUCUCUGCACAUGCAACCAUUAGUCUCUGCACAUGCAGUGAUCAUGUCUGCACAUGCAACCAUUAAUCUCUGUACAUGCAGUGAUCAUGUCUGCACAUGCAACCAUUAGUCUCUGCGUGUGCAGUGAUCAUGUCUGUACAUGCAGUGAUCAUGUCUGCACAUGCAGUGAUCAUGUCUGCACAUGCAACCAUUAGUCUCUGCACAUGCAACCUUAACCAUUAGUGUCUGCAGUGAUAAUAAUUAUAAUUAUGUCCUUUUUCUUAGCUGAUUUUGCGACUCUCCAUAUGUGCAUGCGCAGUAGAAGUUUGCCCUCGUGGCUACGUGUUGUGAAUGUUUAACGUUUGAAAAAAAUGUGUUCCAGCCGAGUACUUCAAUCAGAUUCGUCUUCAUCCAUGUCCAUAUCAUCUAUAUAUCCAUCAUUAAUUUUUAAUACAUCUUUGAUACACGUGCUUUAAAUAGAGCUGCUGCAUCAGGUCAAAGUAUAUGUUUCUCUAAUGGGACUCAGGUACACCUUUAGCCUCGAGACCAGGCCGAUUAAAAUACGUAUUUUAAUCGGCCUGGAUUCGAGGCUAGUAUAUACACUUAAACGGCCGGUACUGAGGCUGCAGUCCAUGCUAUGAACCUCGCAUUUAAUUCUAAAGAAGAAAACGCGGUACUUUUGGUCGAUGCUAGCAAUGCAUUCAACUCUCUAAACCGCCAGACGGCACUUAGAAAUGUCAGGGUCCUCUGUCCAUCCAUUUCAACCAUUCUCAUUAAUACUUACCGCCAGGACACGGAACUGUUCGUCGAUGGAUCCACUCUGUUAUCCCAGGAAGGCACCACCCAGGGUGACCCAUUGGCAAUGCCCAUGUACGCCAUCGCCCUGAAACCCCUAAUGGACAGAGUUAACCAGUCCGUAGAAGUCACCCAGGCAUGGUACGCUGAUGACGCUGCUGCCACUAGUGACAUCCCUGCUCUUCACAGAUGGUGGGAGGAGCUGAUCAACAUUGGCCCUGCCUAUGGAUACAUGGUCAACGCCUCCAAAACUCAUCUGAUAGUAAAAGCCAGCCAACUCUCAGAAGCCCAAACAACUUUCGAGGACACACAGAUCAACAUCACCACAAUUGGGAAACCACACUUAGGAUCCCCUCUUGGAAGCCAGGAAUUCACAGAGUCAUUCGUCAGAGAUAAAGUGCAGACCUGGUCAGAGGAACUGAAAAAAUUGUCGAUCAUUGCGAACACCCACCCUCAAGCCGCCUAUGCCGCUUUCACCCACGGCAUUGUAGGCAAAUGGACCUACCUAGCGAGAACCACCCCAAACAUAGGCCCACUAUUACAACCACUGGAAGACAUCAUAAGGACAAAAUUACUACCAGCCCUGUGUGGAAAAGCAGCCCCCAAUGACUCAGAAAGGGACCUGCUGGCACUUCCAGCUAGGCUAGGUGGAAUAGGGGUCAUCAACCCAACAACUCUGUCAGACUCGGCCUACUCUGCCUCCAAACAAAUCUCUGCGCCCCUCUACAACCUCAUACUAAAUGGAAGUCUGAACUAUACACACGCGGCUCUCACAGAGCAGUUUACUGCAAAGUUAGAGGUCAAAAAAAGAAAAAGGGAGCUCAACGUCACUUCUGCCGACCAGCUCAAGUCAAAUCUACCACCUAACCUCCAACGAGCUAUGAUCUUAUCCCAGGAAAAGGGAGCCUCAAACUGGUUAACAGUACUACCAGUGGAAGAAUUUGGCCUAGCACUGCACAAAGGUGCCUUCAGAGACGCACUAGCACUCAGAUAUGGAUGGCAACCCAAUGGCACCCCAAUCACAUGCGCUUGUGGCACCAACUUCACAGUGGAACAUGCAUUAUCAUGUGCAAAAGGCGGCUAUCCCUCCAUAAGGCAUAACGAGAUCAGAGACUUCACGGCCAACCUCAUGUCAGAAGUUUGCCACAAUGUCACCAUAGAACCACACCUACAACCCAUCACCGGCGAAAUUCUAUCAGGUGCAUCUGCCAACACACAAGAUGGUGCCAGAUUAGACGUGGCAGCAGAUGGUUUUUGGGGAAGCAGGUUUGAGAGAGCAUUUUUUGAUGUUAGGGUGUUCAACCCGUACGCUCCCUCAAACAGGCAACCGCAACUAUCCACAACCUACCGCAAGCAUGAAAACAUAAAGAAGAGAGCCUAUGACCAACGAAUCAGAGAUGUAGAAAACUCAACCUUCACUCCCCUCAUCCUGUCAAGUACUGGGGGCCUUGGACGUGCCGCUACCUCCACCUACAAGAGACUGGCGUCUCUCCUGUCAACAAAAUGGGAUCAGCCCUACAGCACCACCAUGGGAUGGAUCAGAUGCAGGCUGUCCUUCUCUCUCCUCAGAUCAGCCAUCAUGUGCAUUAGAGGGGCCCGAUCAAGCCAAGGGCACGCCACCAGACAGCCCCCAAUGGACCUAGUGACAAGCGAGUCCCUGGUCCCACCACACCCAUGAACUAACAACACUUGACUUAUUUGCCUGCAUGGUUCCUCAUUAUUAUUAUUAUUAUUUUGUACAUGUAAUUCUUCUUAGCCCCGAGAUGGGAGAGCUUUUACCAAAAAAAAAAAAAAAAAAAAAAAAAAAAAAAAAAAAAAGGCUAGUACACCUUGGGUUCAUGAUCACUGCAUGUGCACAGACUAAUGGUUGCAUGUGCAGACAUGAUCACUGCAUGUACAGACAUGAUCACUGCACACGCAGAGACUAAUGGUUGCAUGUGCAGACAUGAUCACUGCAUGUGCAGAGAUUAAUGGUUGCAUGUGCAGACAUG